This is a messenger RNA of Oncorhynchus nerka (sockeye salmon), 796 nucleotides long. RefSeq names its product trichohyalin-like. Lineage: Eukaryota; Metazoa; Chordata; Actinopteri; Salmoniformes; Salmonidae. Bases 209 to 796 code for a protein of 195 amino acids. The record is from RefSeq and is a predicted model, not a curated record. The transcript is spliced from 4 exons.
CAAAGGCUUCUUAUUCAACCAACGUGGUGGUUUGCUAGCGAACAUUAAACCGAAAUAUUGAAGCGUUUAAGACAAAUCUUGUGUAUAUUACUCUUAGUGUUUUAAACACAAUUCUGUGUACAUAUCUACUCGUUCAUUGAAACGUAGAUUGCUUGUUAAAUUAGCUAAUGUGGUAAAUUGAUAUUGCACUAGGCUAAUCGCCCGGAACAUGAGCUCACUAAUCUCGACGGAGAAAGAAGCUCUGGUGAAAGGAGAGGAAGAAGCUUUCAGGAUGAAAAGGGAGGAAGAGGAGUCUAUCACGUUGAAAGAAGAAGAGGAUGAUAUUACAGUGAAAGAGGAAUAUGGGAAAGAGGUUGUGGAAGAGGAGGAUGUAGAAGCUUUCAGAAUCAAAAAGGAGGAAGAUGCCGUAAUUUUGAAAGAAGAGGAAGAACCUUUUGGAGUAAAAGAGGAAGAGGAGGCUAUCUCAAUUAAAGUGGAGGAGGAAGACGUUUUGGGAGUGAAAAAGGAUGAGGCUGAAAAUUCGAGAGAGAGACAUGACUAUCGUGGAUCCUCUGGGAAGCCUCAACAACCUCAUGAAGCUGAAGAGGCAGAUAAGAGUCUCUCCAGAUCUGAACACCAGAUGGACAACGCUAGCCCUUCCUCCCUCCCGGAGUCCCCGGGCGUGCCUCUCCCGGUAGCAGAUAGGUUGUCUGUGCUGCUGGGGACUAGGAAACGGGGUGAGUGGAACUGUGAGAGGAGGAGAAGAGAAGAAAGUGCUGUACUGAAACAGCUGCUCUCCCCCUCUCUCUCCCUGUAG